Molecule: messenger RNA, 1514 nt
Organism: Acyrthosiphon pisum (pea aphid)
Lineage: Eukaryota; Metazoa; Arthropoda; Insecta; Hemiptera; Aphididae
Gene: Jhamt
Product: juvenile hormone acid methyltransferase
Exons: 5
Coding region: 529-1332 (267 amino acids)
Source: RefSeq, a predicted model, not a curated record
UUAUAUUAAGUUAUUUUUCCAGUAACCCGUAACAGAUCCACCCACGUUAAUAAACGUAGUUUUUUUUAUUAUUAAUAUAUUGAAAUAGAAUAUCGAUAUCGAUAUUUCUAUUUCAAUAUAAUAUAUCAGCCAUCGAUAUUUAAGAAAUCGAUACAUCGAUAAUGACAUCAGUUUGCGCCACCCUACUCACACACCACACCCAUAUAGAUUAGGAAUACCGCAAUCCACGGUUCGAUUACGACCAAAAGCGGAAUUUCAUACCAUCAUCUAUAAAAACCCAUACGACACACAAAACGGCGCUCAGUCGCUCGAUCAAUCUCAUAAAACUAUAGUAGGUACAUGAUUAUACUGUAUUUAUGUUCUUUUAAAAAUAAGAAUGAACCAAUUGUAAUAGGUACAUUUUUGAUUAUUUAAAUAUUAUUUCAAAAUACCUCUCUUGCAGUUUGAUAUUUAGUAUUAAUUGUUAAGUAAAAUCGUGCAAGAUAGUUCUGAAAGUUCUACGAAAGAGAACGAUUUUAGUCUGUCGAAAUGCAUUGCCCAGAGCGGUACAUCAAAAACAACGGUAUACAGCAGAAGGCAGCCAAGGAUACCUUGACUGCAUAUAUUGAGAAAAUGGCGUGGACGUCAAACGAAAUAGUUUUGGACGUAGGAUGUGGACCGGGAGACGUAACAUCGGAUAUUCUUUAUCCUUUUUUGAAAAAUAACAUCAAACAGUUGAUUGGCGUUGACAAAUCCGUAGAAAUGGUAGAAUAUGCUAAAACUUUUUUUGGAUGCUCCGAGAUGGAUUUCAAAGUUCUGGACAUCGAAGACGCCAACAACUGCGGUUCUUCUUAUUCGCUCAGAUUCAACAAAAUAUUUUCAUUUUUCUGCUUUCACUGGAUUCAUGAUAAAGUCGGUGCCUUGCUUAAUAUGCACUUGAUGUUGAAAAGUGGUGGAGAAAUUUUGAUUGACUUCUUGUUAAUCAAUCCGUUGGUUGAAUUGUAUAAAUUUAUGGACGAAGAAUGGCAAAAAUAUAUUAAAGAAAUAAAGCAGAUGUCAAAAGAUUCAUUUUCCCAAGACGAAUUGAGAGGAAUGUUCAUCAAGGCUGGAUUUCGAAUUAUCAACAUGGAAUCAAAUGUCAAAACAUAUACAUUUCCAGACUACUCAUCAUUUUUAAAUUGUGUCAGAGCUAUAGAUGAUAUGUACACCAAUUUGCCAAAACAUUUACAUGACAGAUAUGCCACACAUGUUAAAGAUAAAAUGCGUGAGAAACAAGUAAUUGAAAUAUGUCCAAUUACAGGAGAAACAAUUUUUAAAUAUCUUCCUAUUAUUGUGCAUGCUAUCAAAGAUUAAAAUUUAAAACUGGAAUAUUAACUAUAUCAUAAUAAUGUAUAAGUACCUACCUAACAGGGUUAUAAUAUAUUACCGAAUUGAAAUAAUAUGAAAGAAAAUAUUUAAGAAACAUUAUAUAUUAUUGUUAUGAUAAUUUAUAAUAUACAAUUAAUAAAAUAAAAUAAAUAAACAAUUUAAAAGCA